Dufourea novaeangliae is the source of this 753-nucleotide messenger RNA. RefSeq names its product protein LSM12 homolog. The coding region runs from base 1 to 588 and encodes 195 amino acids. The record is from RefSeq and is a predicted model, not a curated record. The transcript is spliced from 3 exons. Lineage: Eukaryota; Metazoa; Arthropoda; Insecta; Hymenoptera; Halictidae.
AUGGCCGGCGCCAACGAUUGUUUCAGCAUUGGGAGUACGGUGGCCUGUAAAACCUGUUACAAGGAGGAGAUCGAAGGCGAGGUGCUAGCAUUCGAUCCACAAACUAAAAUGCUGAUCCUCAAAUGUCCUUCUUCGAGUGGGGCACCUACAUUAAACGACGUACACAUAGUAAAUUUAUCCUUGGUAUCUGAAGUCCAAGUCAAAUGGGAAGUUAGCCCCACAACUAGUGAACCACCACAAAGCCUUAAUUUGCAAAAGCUAAACAAAAGAGUACGUAAUCAAAUCGAAGAGAAGAAGAAUCUGGUAAUGGCUCUGCAGGCCGGAGUAUCUCCAGAGGGACAAAAACUCUUCAGUACUAUAUCAAAGACUAUUCCGGGAGUUACGUGGAAUGGAGCAAAUAUUGUUGUAUUUGCCGAAGUCACGAUUAGACCUCCCUACAAAGUUGACAAUGUGCAUGGUAACGCAGAAUCUGGAGCAUACAAACAUGUAAAAAAAGUGGUUGAAAAACAUAUUAAAGAUUCAGAAGCACAAGCACAACAACGGGAUCAGCAACAACAGCAAAAGCAAAAAGGAGGUGCAAUGCAAUAAAGGUUCAAAAAGGCACUACACCACAAAUAAAGCUACCAAUGCUUUCACAGAAGUUCCAGUGUUUGAGGAAAAGUAGGAAAUGAUGAAACAGGAUAUAAAAAACCAUUGCAGAACUAGAUAAACCUAUCAUGAAAACCAACAUUAUAGACAAAAUUCAGUUUGUUU